Molecule: messenger RNA, 1606 nt
Organism: Zonotrichia leucophrys gambelii
Lineage: Eukaryota; Metazoa; Chordata; Aves; Passeriformes; Passerellidae
Gene: PMF1
Product: polyamine modulated factor 1
Exons: 5
Coding region: 1-615 (204 amino acids)
Biological process (GO): chromosome segregation
Cellular component (GO): MIS12/MIND type complex
Source: RefSeq, a predicted model, not a curated record
AUGGCGGCGGCGGCGGGCGGCGAUGGCGGCGCGGGCGGGGCUGAGGGCGGCGGGGCCGAUGGCGGGGACGAGCCCGCACCGGCGGCGGCCCCGGGGCGCGCCCAGGUGUUCAGCACCGUGGUGGACACGUUCCUGGAGAAACUGGUGGCCGCCGGGAGCUACCAGAGGUUCGUCAGCUGCUACCGUUGCUUCUACAAGCUGCAGCCGCAGCUGACCAGGAGCAUCUACGAUCAGUUCAUCUCCCAGCUCCAGACGUCCAUCAAGGAGGAGAUCCAGGAGGUGAAGAAUGAAGGGAAUCUGGAGGGACUCUUCAGUUUGCUGGAUAAGAUCGUGGAGGAGGCCAAGGACCGGGAGGAGCCAGCGUGGCGGCCCAGCGGGGUCCCGGCGCGGGACGUGCGCAGCGCCCUGGUGCCGUUCCUGCUGCGCCACCGCUCCCACCUGCGCCGGGCGCUGCAGGAGAGGCAGCACAGGAGCAGCAGCCUGGCCCAGGAGGUGCUCAAGGGCAGGGACAGCAUUGCAGAGCUGCAGCAGGUGAUCCAGGCUCGCCAGGAGGCCUGGCAGGCAAUCACUAAGGAGCAACGAGAACUGAUCAUGGCACUCCAGGAGCUCCAGUGAUGUCCCACAGACUCUGCUGAGACAGCUCAUCAUCCCACAGCACUGAUGGGACAAGGUGUGUGCACUGAGAAUCACCCCAUCAGGCCACUGGAGACUGCAGAGGGACUGGAACAGCUGCUGGGCUGGCAUGGGUUGAUUGAAAACAAAAAACCAACAAAAGAAACAAAAAAAACCAACAUUGGUAUCUUUGGAAAUGGGUGGCAGUUCCCUAUUUCCUACUCAGCCUGACAGAGGAGUGUCACAAAGUGUGUCUGUGCUCUCAUCUGCUGUACUCAGUGCUGUGACAGGCCUGGUUCCAAUUUCCAAAGCCACAUUUGGGCGUUUGUAGCUGUUUUAGCUGUGUGUUAGACAAAAUUCAGUGCCUUAAGCCCCAGGGCAGGCUGUGCUGGGGUCACAGCCAAGGCUCCUGCCUUGUUUGCAGGUUCAUUGAGUCCCUGUGCUCACUGCCCUUGCAGAUGUGGCAGCAGCUGCUGCCCCAAGUUCCUCGUUACCGUUCCUUCUGUUCUCUUCUGAAGUUAUUUUCUGGCCCUGGUUCGCUCCCAGGGAUCUGUGCAGAGGUUGGAACAGCCCUGCCUCCGCUUUGUGGCUUUGUAGCACAGGGUUUUCAUGUUUUUCCUGUGGAAUCUUCCAGAGCCAGACUGGCUUUCCCCACCCAGAGCUGUCUGUUGCUGCCUCUCCUGUUUGUGGGCUGGGGAAGCCAAGGGAUCUCCCUGGCACAGCCCCACCUGUGAGUGGAGUGUUCCUCCAGCAUGGACAGGCUGUGCUGGGGCUGCCCAGGGAGGCAGGAGAGUCCCCUGCACCUGCAGAGGUUCUGAGGGCACAGCUCCAGGGUUCCUGCCCUGCCCUGUGCCCAGCUGGGAUGGGGCAGUGGCUGCUGCACCACAGCCCAGCCUCUGUCAGCAAUUAGAGCAGCAGAGUGGCUGCAGCGUUUCCCCUCUGCCUCCCCUCUCUGUGCUGGAAUCUCCUCAAUAAACUGGGGCUGUUCUUCCCA